ACCACCGCAACAAGAGAACAAACAAACAAAAAAAAAAACAAAGAGAAAAAACGAUGAGGAGCAGCUUAGUGAGAGAGGUGAGGCUGAACAACGGCACGAGAAUGCCGGUCAUCGGCCUCGGCACCUACUCCUACCAGAACGACUCCUACACCACCCAACAGGCCAUCCAUCUCGCCCUUCAGAUGGGUUACCGCCAUUUCGACACGGCCAAGAUAUACGGAUCCGAGCCUGCCGUCGGUGCCGCACUCGCCGACGCGUUCCACCAGGGGAAAGUCGCGAGGGAGGACGUCUUCGUCACUUCCAAACUCUGGGGCAGCGACCACCACGACCCUGUCUCCGCCCUCCGCCGCACUCUCAAGAAUUUGAGGAUGGAGUAUCUGGACCUGUACUUGGUCCACUGGCCAGUGAAGCUCAAGCCUUGGGCCUGCAACCCAAUGCCCGAAGAGAGCGAGUUCGAGGAUUUGGACCUGGAGUCCACUUGGGCCGGAAUGGAGCAGUGCAUCGAAUUGGGCCUCUGCCGCAGCAUCGGCGUCAGCAACUUCUCCACGGCCAAAAUCGAAGCCUUGCUCGAUUUUGCCUCCAUCCCUCCUGCUGUUAACCAGGUGGAAAUGCACCCGAUGUGGAGGCAAAGCAGGCUGAGGGAAGUGUGCGGGGAGCACAAGAUCCACGUGAGCGCCUACUCACCGCUGGGCGGGCCUGGAAACGCAUGGGGAUCCACGGCGGUAGUGGAAAGCCCAAUAGUCCAGUCCAUAGCCCACAAACACGGCGCCACCCCGGCCCAGGUCGCCCUUCAGUGGGGGCUCGCGAAGGGAGUCAGUGUGGUGGUGAAGAGCUUCAACCAGAGGAGGAUUAGAGAGAACAUGGAGGCGAUCAACCUGGAACUCGACGACGGAGACAUCGACGACAUCGACGGGCUGCAAGAGUGGAAGAUCAUGAGAGGAGAGUUCCUUGUCAAUGACACAACCAGCCCGUACAAGUCGCUCGAAGAGCUGUGGGAUUACGAGAUUUGAUGGUGUUACAGAACAAGUGGGGGCACCAUUACUGAUCUGUUUGUAUUCGAGUCGACUCAAGUACGUCUAGUUCGCGACUGAAAAGUCACAAUCCUUGGCAACAAUUUGUACACAAAACUACAUAUAUAGUCUUUGUUACUCCUCACUUGAUCAUAGUGAAAUCGGAACAUAUAGUGAUCCUUUCUUCCCGCCGAAAAAAAUUUAUCUUUGUUUUGCCUGCAGAGGCUGCAUAAGGUAUUAAACUACCACGUUUCACCGCUUCUCGCCCAACUGACAGCCCUUCUUGCACUUCAGGCUGUUGCCAAAUGGGUCCUUUCAGAGGGUAAUGGUCUCAAUUAGGUUUCCUUCCGGAGCAAGGUUUAAUUGCUUCGGAAGCCACCUGCAGCAAGACAUUCUUCUUCAACACUCUGCAUCGACUGCAAAACGUUCUUGUGAGAAGUGGCUUUGAAGUGAUAAAGAUCAAAAUCCUAA
Linum trigynum is the source of this 1481-nucleotide messenger RNA. NCBI's taxonomy places the organism in Eukaryota, Viridiplantae, Streptophyta, Magnoliopsida, Malpighiales, Linaceae. The record is from the annotation of a GenBank genome assembly.